AGCAUGGGAACUGCAAAAGAGGAUUCGGCUACAGUAUUGUUAAUUUACGCACGGAUUCUACAGGAAGCCAAGCAAAAGAGGAGUUAGAAAAAUGGAGUAAGAACAUCCUUCCAUUACAAAUUACCAAAGUUUCCAUCCGAAGACCGAUGCCAUCCAGAUCGCGAACAAGGUCAAGGUCGCCGUUAGUGAGUUCAGUUAGUAAAGAAUAUGAUGAGAUUUCCAUAGAAGCAGAUGACCAAUUCGACAAAGAAGAAGAGGAGUUGAGUGUCAUCAAACAAAUGGAACAAAUGCAGAAAAACAUGGUGCAGUUAGAUGUUGGUGGAUAUAAAUUCAAGACAACGAAAGAGACGAUAACAUCUAUCCCAUCAAAGUUGGCAAAGUUGAUGCAAAUCAAAUCUUCUAAUGGAAUUAUUCCGUCUUAUUUCUUGGACAGGGACCCAAAACAUUUUGCAGUAAUUCUCAAUUAUCUUCGAAACAAAGGACAGGUUUCUAUUCCGACCUUACCAAACGAGAAGGGAGCCUUGGCAGCAUUAAAAGUGGAAUGUGAAUAUUAUGAACUUACUGACUUUGUGGACAUAAUUGAAAGACAAUUAAAGGGAUUUUGUUCCUGCAGCAAGUAA
Saccostrea cuccullata (small rock oyster) is the source of this 620-nucleotide messenger RNA. RefSeq names its product BTB/POZ domain-containing protein KCTD5-like. Gene Ontology annotation, molecular function: protein binding. Lineage: Eukaryota; Metazoa; Mollusca; Bivalvia; Ostreida; Ostreidae. Gene Ontology annotation, biological process: protein homooligomerization. Bases 147 to 620 code for a protein of 157 amino acids. The transcript has a single exon. The record is from RefSeq and is a predicted model, not a curated record.